CCCAGCUAGGGGCUGAGCCCACAACAUGUUGGCCCCCAAAGCCUGGUCCCCCAUGAGACUGGGGGUUCAGGGCCUGGGCCACUGGGCCACCCGGGGACUGGUGGGCCGGGCGGCCCAAAGCGCGAAAAAGAUGGACAUCGCCGGCAUCUAUCCCCCCAUAACCACUCCGUUCAAGCCCACCGCCGAGGUGGACUAUGGCAAGCUGGAAGACAAUCUACACAAGCUGGGCACCAUCCCUUUCCGAGGCUUUGUGGUCCAGGGUUCCAAUGGGGAGUUCCCUUUCCUGACGAGCAGCGAGAGGCUGGAGGUGGUGAGCCGGGUGCGCCAGGCGAUGCCCCAGGACAAGCUUCUGCUGGCAGGCUCCGGCUGCGAGUCCACUCAAGCCACCGUGGAGAUGACGGUCAGCAUGGCUCAGGAGGGGGCCGACGCGGCUCUCGUUGUGACCCCGUGCUACUAUCGCGGCAGGAUGACCAGCGCGGCCCUGAUUCACCACUACACCAAGGUGGCCGACCUGUCUCCAGUCCCCGUGGUGCUGUACAGCGUCCCCUCCAAUACGGGGCUGGAUCUGCCUGUCGAGGCCGUGGCCACCCUGUCCCAGCACCCCAACAUCGUGGGGCUGAAGGACAGCGGAGGGGAUGUGACCCGGAUUGCCUUGAUCAUCCACAAAACCAAGAAACAGGAUUUCCAGGUGCUGUCGGGAUCGGCGGGCUUCCUGCUGGCUGGCUAUGCCGUAGGAGCUGUGGGAGGCAUCUGUGCCCUGGCCAAUGCCUUGGGGGCCCAGGUGUGCCAGCUGGAGCGGCUCUGCCUGACGGAGCAGUGGGAGGCCGCCCGGGAGCUGCAGUACCGCCUCAUCGAGCCCAACACGGCGGUGACCCGGCGCUUUGGGAUCCCAGGGCUGAAGAAGGCCAUGGACUGGUUCGGCCUGUACGGUGGCCCCUGCCGGGCCCCGCUGGCCCCGCUGAGCCCCGUUGAGGAGGACCAGCUGCGUCGAGACUUCAGUAGCCAUGGCUGGCUGUGAGGGGCCGGCGGAGAGGGAGUCGGGCCAGGCCGGGAGGUCCGCCUCUGCUUUCUGCCCCUCCGAGGGCCUGGGUCGGGGCUCUGGGGUGACACAGUCCUCGAACCUUCUCUAGCCACUUCCUUUCCUUCCAUGGUACCCCAGGCUCUGCGGCACCUGCAGGGGCAAAACAGCUCAGAUUUUCCCCUUGCGGUGAGGAUUCUGGUUUGGGCCCUGUCCUUCUCUGUUCCUCUUAAGGCUCCUUUGGGGAGGGAGCCAGGGGUCCCAAUGCCAGGGCCCAGCCCCCUUUUCGAUGCAUCCCCGGACCACCUCUGAGGGGUGAGGAAGGAAUGGACCGGAGUUCCCCGAUCCACCCUCUCCAAAAGGCAGGCUCCAGACCCAGUGAAAGUGCAGUGCACUCAGCCUCUUCCCCGGCCUCUCACCGGCCCUUUCGGCUGCCGUAGCUUCCACUGCUGCAGGAACAGGGUAGCUCCAGUGGCUACAGUAGCUGGGGGCUGUGGUGAGCGGUCGGGAACCAGGACGCACUGGAUUUAGGUUGCUGUCCCCAAACGACCCCAGUCCGGCCGUCUCCCCCACAUCCACCAUUUAGUGCCUUUCUCAGGGCUUAUCGCUAAACCCUGGACCCGGAGGCCACCCCUCUUCGGGCACUGCUUCUACAGUCUAAUUUUAGACUGUGAGCCCACUGUUGGGUAGGGACUGUCUCUAUAUGUUGCCAAUUUGUGCUUCCUAAGCGCUUAGUACAGUGCUCUGCACAUAGUAAGCGCUCAAUAAAUACGAUUGAUGAUGAUGGCGCAAUGGAGCAAGGAUAGACACCCCUUUUUGAGCCCCUCCCUCCGCUCGGUCCAGGACGGCCAUCCAACCUCCUCACCUCUAGUUAUUACUCCUUUCUCCUCAGCAUCCUGUCGAUCAGGGUCUGUCGGACCCUGGAGUCUCCGUGGAGACCCUUCUCCAGGGAAGACCUCCUCUCCUGGGGUCUCCCUGCCAUUCCCAGGCUCAUUCCCAUUACUCUCUUGGGUGCCAACUGGAGGAAAAUGAUUCCCUCAUGCCACCUGCUGGACCGACGAUCCGCUUGGGACCCCAAGAACCAGCCCACGUCCUGGAAUCUACUUUGCUGAAGGGAGGAUUGAUCCCUAGUUUAGCCUGGCCUGGCCCUGCCUCAUUACCUGGUCAAAGAAUCUUUGCUCACUGCCCUUCUGCUUUCUGUCUGCAAAGUCAUCCCAGUGGAACGACAAUAAAGCUUAUAUUAUCAUCAAG
Molecule: messenger RNA, 2269 nt
Organism: Tachyglossus aculeatus (Australian echidna)
Lineage: Eukaryota; Metazoa; Chordata; Mammalia; Monotremata; Tachyglossidae
Gene: HOGA1
Product: 4-hydroxy-2-oxoglutarate aldolase 1
Exons: 7
Coding region: 26-1018 (330 amino acids)
Biological process (GO): N-acetylneuraminate catabolic process
Molecular function (GO): N-acetylneuraminate lyase activity; 4-hydroxy-tetrahydrodipicolinate synthase activity
Source: RefSeq, a predicted model, not a curated record